Messenger RNA from Hibiscus syriacus, 780 nucleotides. RefSeq lists its product as uncharacterized. The transcript is spliced from 7 exons. Lineage: Eukaryota; Viridiplantae; Streptophyta; Magnoliopsida; Malvales; Malvaceae. Gene Ontology annotation, cellular component: SAGA complex. Bases 267 to 641 code for a protein of 124 amino acids. The record is from RefSeq and is a predicted model, not a curated record.
AAUCCAGAAAAGAAACCGUCAGUUUUUUUUCCUUCCCAAUUUGCUCCGCAAAAAUGCCAAGUCUUCUUUCCUUUCCGCUUAGGGUUUCCAUUUCCGCCAUUGCAGGUCUUUCUUGACCUUUAGUUUCUCUCACAUUGCAUCGGAAUCGGCGCAUUGUUUUGAGAACUAUUUCGAAUUUUUAAAUUUUUUCCUCAAUUUUAGGGUUUCCCCCGAGAUUUUUCUGGUAUAGAUCGAGUUUAUAGAUUUGGUGCUAGCUUUGUGUCUCAAUGGUAUGCUCACUGGGAAGCAGUAGAAUGGCUGUUAUGGCUAGGAUUCUUGAAGCAGGAAGCAUCUCGCCCUCUAUAAAAGAGGAUGUUGUCAAUCAAAAGUUAGCUGCUCAAUACAUUUACAGAGAAUUACGUGGGGCAGAUGUGGCAAAUUUACUUGAUGAAGAAGAUAUGCAUGUCUUUGGUUUGAAGCCUAUGACUGAUCCUUUAAAUUUGGUAUGUUGUAAUGCAUGUAAGAAGCCGGUCAAGGCCAGUCAAUAUGCUGCUCAUGCAGAACUAUGUAGGUCACUAAAAAUCACAGAAGAAAUUAUUUGGAGCUUGAUGGUAGUACAGGCCAUAGGAAGCCUCCAAGGAAGGAAAGGAAGAAGUUACUAGCUGCUUAUGCUAACCAACCUACACUAGUUGGGGACCAGGAGCGAUCGGAAAUUAUUGAUGCUGAUGAUGAGACUACAGCAUCUGAAUCCCUCAUGGAUGGGCAAAUUUGGAUGUCUUCUACUUUAACCAUGCAUGCAAA